Molecule: messenger RNA, 435 nt
Organism: Aricia agestis (brown argus)
Lineage: Eukaryota; Metazoa; Arthropoda; Insecta; Lepidoptera; Lycaenidae
Product: ejaculatory bulb-specific protein 3-like
Exons: 3
Coding region: 61-435 (124 amino acids)
Source: RefSeq, a predicted model, not a curated record
AGUAUCACACAACAUAAUUCUACGUAAGGUGUACUACUGAAGCAGUUUAUUGAUACUACAAUGAAGCUCCUGCUGCUCCUACCUCUAGUGGGCGUGGCCCUGGCCUACACGGACAUGAACGACAACUUCAUCGUGGACACCAUGAUGCAGGACCCGGCCAAGGCUCGGAAGGAGACGCAGGAGCUCACCGCGUGUCUGUUGGACGAGGGCCCGUGCGAGGGUUUCAAUGCGGCCGCUAAGAAUCACAUGGUAUUGACCAUGUCGGAUGCCUGCGGCGAAUGCGAUAUGAUGCAGAAGCGCGGAGCCGUGAAGUUCCUGACCAUGAUGAAGAAGGAGUUCCCCCAGCAGUGGGAGAAGUUCGAGAAGAGAUACGACCCCACCAGGACCAACUUCGACAAGUUUGUGCAGAAACUGAGCGUUUAUAAAGACGACUAG